GUUACAGUUACCCAGGUGACCACAACAAACAAUGCCGAGAAACGCGCGAGUGACAAUUUGCAGCGGACCUUAUGAAUCCAACGGGGUCGUCAAACACAGGUCCCGCCGCCUGCAGGGUCUCCAGGCCGCUUUGAGAGCGCAAGGACACCAGAGCGUCUUGGAAGAAACGAGCGAUUGGAACAUGGUGGAGCUCGCUGUCAACGGGGAGAUCGUCUUCAGCUGUAAUAUAAAGCAGCUGCAGUUUGGUGGAGAUGGAGAACUGGACCCUGUUUGCAAAGAAGCUGUAACUGCUGUGGAGAACGCUUACUGAAGAUAACCACUUAGAUUUUAAAUUAAAAAAUAUAAAACACCAA
Molecule: messenger RNA, 353 nt
Organism: Micropterus dolomieu (smallmouth bass)
Lineage: Eukaryota; Metazoa; Chordata; Actinopteri; Centrarchiformes; Centrarchidae
Gene: lg15h10orf53
Product: linkage group 15 C10orf53 homolog
Exons: 3
Coding region: 32-310 (92 amino acids)
Source: RefSeq, a predicted model, not a curated record